AAAGGAGUGAAAGCUUUCCAACUGGUCAGCAUGUUUAGUAGAGACUUGAGACCUGAUUCUUGGUUCUUCGGCUUUCUGGUCGGUAGUCUCUCCAGGAGUCUCUUUGCCUUUGCAGCCCUUGACAAGAAUCAGACUUCUAAAGGUUUUGUUCCUGUCACGAUUGAGACCUCAAGACACAUGUACGAAUAUGUGGCCACUGCGUUGGACUGGUGGCAUGCAGACAGAUACUGUGAACAACGCUUUGCUCAGUUGCUCGUUGAACCCCGAGACAGUGAGCAAGCUUCCUUUAGCAAACUGCUGCAGUCCCACCACAUCAGAGGUUCUGUCUGGCUAAAUGAAAGGGAUGGUGUCCUGCCCAAACCAAAGCGGAGACGGGACCACAUUGUACCAGUCCUGGUAUUCGGACACAAAACAGACACAAAAUAUGUGAAGGUGCUCUCUGACUUCCCAGCACUGCCUGCUGUCACAGCCUGCUCCCACCUCCAGUGGGACACCAGGACCCAGGAGAUUGCUACCAUCUUCUCCUAUGCUGUGCCGGCUUUUAUUAAUGAGUUCCAGCUCCGAGGCUUUGUCGACGAGGAAGGCUUUGUUCGAUUUGCUCUCAUAGUCCACGGGCACCAUUCCCCAUACCUGCCUGUGUUCCGUGCUGAUAGACAGUGGCAUCACUUCUGUGUGACCUGGCAGCAGGAAAACGGGACCUGGGCCAUCUAUGCCGAUGGUAAAAGGAGGGCAUCUGCCAGCGGUUUGUGUGCUAUGGGGCCGUCUGCCCCCCAGGGCAUCUAUGGCCAGGGGACCUUCAUAAUUGGGCAGGACCAAGAUUCCCUGGGGGGCACCUUCAGGGAGAAGGAGUCCUUCAGUGGGAACAUCACUGACUUGCACAUCUGGCAGAAAGUCCUCAGCGUGGAGCAGAUUGAGAAGGUUCGGUCAUGCUGGGUAGUAGAACAAGACCUUGUAUUUGGGUGGAGCUCAAAUGCUCUGGAGGUUGAAAGCACCGUUCAGGAAAUGACCGCCCAGUUUCUUUGCCCAGGGCCUGUUGAGGAAUGCCAAGUUUUUGAAGUUGGCAGCGGUGGAUUCAGUUACGCAUCUUGUUUGCAGUCUUUGCCUUUUAUCUGUCGCUACAGAAAGGAUGCAUACUGGCAACUGAAAAAAGCUCAGCUGGAAUCCAGCCAUUCGCUUGUCGGCCGUGUGAACGUGCUUGCAGAGAGGACUGUGAUUCCUGAGAACGUCUUCACAAGUGAUGUCCAAGACAUGAACCUCUCUGUUGCUCUUGGUGCUCUUGAUGUCUUAGCAACAAUUCUGAGAGAAGGAGAGACACCCGUGCUGGAGUCGUCUGACCUCCUUGUGGUGCUUCAAUUACUAAAGCAAAUUUCUGAUGUGGAAGUCCAGGAGGGAGAGGAGCUGGAGAUGUUGGAGCAAUUGGGCCAGUACUACAUGGAAGUGACUGAGUUAAUCUUGGAAGAGCAGAAUAUUGAAACGUGGUCAUCAGUCAGCCAGGUUAUCAGAGGGCCCAUGGCUGUUGUUGAGCUCUGCGACAGAAUGGUGUCACACUUAGCCCCACUGCUUACCUCAGGGAGGACAAAGAUCACGAUCCAGCAUGGGAAUGUCGGGAUGGAGGUCAGGAAGCUGGAGCUGAGCAGGCAGGAGCUGAGCAGUGAGGCAUACCUGGUCCAGAGCUCUGAGGAAGACAGGCAAGACCUCAUUGAAGUUCCAGCAGAAGAAAUGCAAAGACUGAAAGCCAGAG
Messenger RNA from Phaethon lepturus (White-tailed tropicbird), 1741 nucleotides. Its product is annotated as probable G-protein coupled receptor 144. The record is from RefSeq and is a predicted model, not a curated record. The transcript has 9 exons. NCBI's taxonomy places the organism in Eukaryota, Metazoa, Chordata, Aves, Phaethontiformes, Phaethontidae. The annotation marks the transcript as partial.